UGCUGAACGUCGUAUACUUUACUUCAUAAAAUGCAUAAACAAAUUUUGUUGAUUUCAAAUAUUUAUUGUAUUUUUUUGCUUUUUCCAUUGUGCUCCGCGUUAUACGAGCCCGUAUUGAACGGUAAUCGCUCAGCAGUAUUUAUCAAUCACAAUAUCAGCGAUGUGUUUUACGCGGAUAUCCCGGAAGGAUUUGUGAAAAUCGGUUAUAUGUUUCUUCAUAUCGAUCAGACGAAAAUCGUAAAUUGGUUUGGUGCCGUUGAAAAGUGCCGUCGAAUGAAAGGACAUCUCAUCAAUCUGCAAAGUCUUGACGAUUUGAAGAGUCUGCAAAAUCAUUUAGAUAAAUCCAUUGUGUACUGGACCGAUUUGAAUAAUCUCGUUAACACAGCAUAUUUCUAUUCAUUGACAACGGGAACAAAAGCUGAAUUACUCAAUGAACCAUCAAAGGGCAAGAGAUUAUCCUAUAUGUGCGGCAUAUUGCGUUUCAAUAAAGAAGAGGAAAAGUUCGAGUUGGUCGAAGAAAACUGCAACUCGAAGACAGGUCGACCCAUUUGCCAAACAACUCAUCCAACCACAAUAGAUGUUGUAAUAAUUGAUAAUUGA
Molecule: messenger RNA, 600 nt
Organism: Drosophila nasuta
Lineage: Eukaryota; Metazoa; Arthropoda; Insecta; Diptera; Drosophilidae
Exons: 2
Coding region: 31-600 (189 amino acids)
Source: RefSeq, a predicted model, not a curated record